This is a messenger RNA of Argentina anserina (silverweed cinquefoil), 1258 nucleotides long. RefSeq lists its product as uncharacterized. The coding region runs from base 249 to 1097 and encodes 282 amino acids. The record is from RefSeq and is a predicted model, not a curated record. NCBI's taxonomy places the organism in Eukaryota, Viridiplantae, Streptophyta, Magnoliopsida, Rosales, Rosaceae. The transcript is spliced from 3 exons.
GCAUCUUUCAUUGUCAGUCUUUGACGGAUCUCACUUUGGACUUGAGUGGGGGUGGUAUUCAAACACCCUCCUUGUCUUUUUCAAGUAAUCUCCAGCACUUGAAGUUGAAGGAUGCUACAGUUAAAGAUGACCAGUUUUUCAAAUGGAUCUCAUCGUCCUGCAAACGCAUCAAGGACUUAUUUCUUGAAAACGUUAGUGGAAUAAAAAAUAUCACAAUUGAGAGCUCUUCUUUGGAGAGAUUUAUUUAUAUGUUUUCUUUGGACAAUUAUGAGCUCUUGAACAUUGACAUCUUGGGGGAGAAACUUGAAGAGAUACAUAUACUCUGGCAAUUUGAUGCAAGUAAUGAUUCAAGACCUUGCAUCAGAUCACUAAAUAUUUUUGCCCCUAAGCUUAAAAAGAUCAAGUGGUGUGGAACCUUUCUGGAUCAUCAGCAUCUUGGGAACUCAAUGUGCUUAGAAGAAGCUAGAAUAUAUCUGUUUCCCGACUUUAAUGAACUCAUUGAGAACCCAUUAGAGGUUCUAUGCAGUAUUCAGAUGGUUAAAGCUCUUGAGCUAAACGAAGAGACUACAAAGGCUUUAUUUUUGGAAGGUGCAACACCAUUACCGUUCGAUAAUGUUCAUGAUUUGACUUUGCAUGUUAGAAGUGUAACUGAUGACUUCAUCCCAGCAAUGGUCAAUCUUUUGAGAGGAAUCACUACUUUGAAUACUUUACGUAUAACAUCUGUCGUAUAUAAUGAAGCAAUUGAGGAAGCAUAUGAUGGAUUUGAGGAAGAGGACAAUGAAACAGAGCAGGAAAAUAGUGAGACUACAGAAGAGGAUUGUACAAAUGAGGAAGGGGAUAAUGCUCCCAUAUUUGAUGUGGAAUACUGGAAGUCCCAAAACCUUAAUUUUACUUGUGAGCUUAAGGAGGUGAAACUGGACAUCAUGGAGAGUAAUAGUAAUGAACUGGAUUUGGCAAAAUACAUUCUGGAGCGCGCUCAAAAGUUGGGGAAAAUGGUGAUUCUUCAUUCACCUCAACAUCCGGACUUUCUUGAACUGGUAAGAACAAGCAAGAUGAUUUCCGGUGCAACAGUGGUUCUAGAAGAAGUUAUAUUGUAAUAUUGAAAUACUGUAACAUUUGAUGUCAUGUGUGACACUUUAUUUGGAUGAAGAAAUUCUAUAUUUACCGUCUAAUGUAAGUACUUCCUAAUGUUCCUAUGCUGAAUCGAGCAAUAUGCUUUUGAACCUUCAGCCUUCAGUUUAUACCCAAGUACAUCAAA